UUCUCAGUGCAGCGGUGGCAGCUGGGGGACCGGGGCCUUUUGUUUGGAGCAGCUGCAGGGGGUGGGCCCCCGGAGCGGCGAGACCGGCGGCCUUCCCCAGCUCGCUCGGUCCUGGCCGCCCCUCUCAGGGCUUGGGGGGCCACCCCCUGGGCCGGCCUCGCCUCAAGCGCCACCGUCCCGCCCUAGGCCCGCCCGCCGGCCCCGCCCGGCCAGCUAAAGGGGAAGAACUGGCUGGGCCUCCUCGCAGGGCCUAGCCACCUCCGGAGUCGCUGCCACCACCACCACCACCACCCUCCGAGCACCGAACCCCAGGCUGCCCCUCGCCCCUCAGGCCGUCGCCAUGAAGAUCAAGGAUGCCAAGAAACCCUCUUUCCCAUGGUUUGGCAUGGACAUUGGGGGAACUCUAGUAAAACUCUCAUAUUUUGAACCAAUUGAUAUCACAGCAGAGGAAGAACAAGAAGAAGUUGAGAGCUUGAAAAGUAUCCGGAAAUAUUUGACUUCUAAUGUAGCAUACGGAUCCACAGGUAUUCGGGAUGUACACCUUGAACUGAAGGAUUUAACACUUUUUGGCCGAAGAGGGAACCUGCACUUUAUCAGAUUUCCAACCCAGGACCUGCCUACUUUUAUCCAAAUGGGAAGAGAUAAAAACUUCUCCACAUUACACACGGUGCUAUGUGCUACAGGAGGUGGUGCUUACAAGUUUGAAAAAGAUUUUCGCACAAUUGGAAACCUCCACCUGCACAAACUGGAUGAACUUGACUGUCUUGUAAAGGGCUUGCUGUAUAUAGAUUCUGUCAGUUUCAAUGGACAAGCAGAGUGCUAUUAUUUUGCUAAUGCCUCAGAACCUGAGCGAUGCCAAAAGAUGCCUUUUAACCUGGACGACCCCUAUCCAUUGCUGGUAGUGAACAUUGGCUCGGGAGUCAGUAUUCUAGCAGUCCAUUCCAAAGACAACUAUAAACGAGUAACGGGGACAAGCCUUGGAGGAGGUACCUUUCUGGGCCUAUGCAGUUUAUUGACUGGCUGUGAAAGUUUUGAAGAGGCUCUUGAAAUGGCAUCCAAAGGUGACAGCACCCACGCUGACAAGCUGGUCCGUGAUAUUUACGGAGGAGAUUAUGAAAGAUUUGGUCUGCCAGGUUGGGCUGUAGCAUCUAGUUUUGGCAACAUGAUUUAUAAGGAGAAGCGAGAAUCUGUUAGUAAAGAAGAUCUAGCAAGAGCUACUUUAGUUACUAUCACCAAUAACAUUGGUUCUGUGGCACGAAUGUGUGCUGUUAACGAGAAAAUAAACAGAGUUGUCUUUGUUGGAAACUUUUUACGAGUCAAUACUCUCUCGAUGAAACUUUUGGCAUAUGCACUGGAUUAUUGGUCCAAAGGACAACUGAAAGCAUUGUUUCUAGAGCAUGAGGGAUACUUUGGAGCAGUUGGUGCACUUCUUGGGCUGCCAAAUUUCAGCUAAAGCGUCAGGUUUAUCUCUGAUAAUAAAUGUCAUCCAAGAGGAACUGAAAACCAGAGGCAUAACUGCUGCAUUAUUUGUCACUGGAAAUGCAGCAUAAAAGAGUAGCACUAUUCCUGUUGCUUUUUAAAUGUCAAAAUGCGCUUACAGGUCCGGUAGCUCUCAAAGGGCACAUCGGCUGUACAUCAUUUGGGAAGUAUGAGUAGAUAACGCGGGUCGUUUGAGGUCACUUGAGCCUGCGUCCCACCUCUGCAUCGUGGCUGUUGUCCUGCAGUCAGUAGUUGUCGCAGGUGUGAAGCCAUUUUGAAAUCUGCCGUUUGUUGUUUUUUUACGAGGUACCCUUUUUAGUUUACAACAUUUAGAAACAGCAGGUAACUCUGUAGGCUCCUUGUCCAAAUAUAAUGAAUGGAAUUCGAUGUAAGUCAUGUUAAGAUGGUUUUAUCAUUUUUUAUACAUUGUGUGUUUUCAGUUUUUUUGACUUUUUAACUGAAGUUCAAUGGCAUUUGUCUUAAUUCUGCCCAGUUACUGACCAAAUCAUGCACAGAUGUUUGUGUGUGUUAACUUUACUUAUACAAGCCAUUUCAGUUUAAGUUGCCUUAUUCUCUCGAGUUGUUCUUGUCAAGUGUAAGCUUUGUCAUGGAAUCCUAACACUGAAUCUGCUGUAAAAAUGUAUGAUGUGCUACAAAUUUUAUUCAUAACAAACUAAGUUAUAGCCUAUUGUAACCUAUGAGACAUUUUUUGUAAAUUGUCUAAUUUAUUUUUUCAUUUAUGUACAGUUUCUUCUGUAAAUUCUUAGACUGUUUGUUGUGGCCUGUUCUGGAGACGUCCUCCUCCUCUCCUUAAUGCUUAUCUGCAUGAGAGAAACUUGGGUUUGGCUGGUUUGCACUGUGUGGCCACGAAGCCACCUGCAGCACUCUGCCUUCUUUCUGUAGCUGGACUUUUUCUAGUUUUGUUCAUACUCUAAAUGUUAAAAUCAUGCUUAUUUCCUACUUUCCAAAUAAAUUCACUAAGUUGUUUACUA
Messenger RNA from Eptesicus fuscus (big brown bat), 2471 nucleotides. It is a transcript of the gene PANK3, whose product is annotated as pantothenate kinase 3. The transcript has 8 exons. Gene Ontology annotation, cellular component: nucleus; cytosol. Gene Ontology annotation, biological process: coenzyme A biosynthetic process. The record is from RefSeq and is a predicted model, not a curated record. Gene Ontology annotation, molecular function: ATP binding; pantothenate kinase activity. NCBI's taxonomy places the organism in Eukaryota, Metazoa, Chordata, Mammalia, Chiroptera, Vespertilionidae. The coding region runs from base 341 to 1453 and encodes 370 amino acids.